AUUCACAAGGUUGUUAUGGAUGCUCGUCUAGGGGCGCCUAGACGGCUGCUUCAGACCCGGGAGACGGUCGCUUGCCGUAUCGGGCCGCCUGAUAUCAGACGCAAACCCUCAAGGCCGGUUCUCUCUCUCUUUCUCUCUGCUCUUAGGGCAAGAGAAGGGAGCGGCUCCGUUCCACCACCGAACCACUCUCGGCAGCGACGAGAGUCGAACGAGGGCCAGGAGACGCUCGAUCCCAGGAGAUCGGCGGCGAUUUUAGAUUCUUCAAAGAUGUCUCUUAUUGGAGGAGAGCACGGAAACAGGAUAACAGCGUGUCUUCAGGCAUUCUAUGCCAUAAAAUAUGCGAAUGAGGACAAUGUCCCAUGCAAGAUUGAGGAGGGUCUCUUCUUGGGUUCUGUAGGAGUGGCGCUCAAGAAGGAAGUGUUGAAAAGUUUGAACAUCACUCAUAUCUUAAUCGUGGCCAAAUCACUGGACCCUGCAUUCCCAAAUGAUUUUGUUUAUAAGAAGAUUGAAGUGCUUGACACCCCAGACACCAAUUUACAAGAAUAUUUCGAUGAGUGUUUCAGUUUCAUCGAUGAAGCUAAAAGGGCAGGUGGAGGUGUGUUGGUUCAUUGUUUUGCAGGAAGGUCAAGAAGUGUCACUAUUAUUGCUGCUUAUCUAAUGAAGAAGUACCAAAUGAGUUUGUCACAUGCUUUAUCGCUUGUUAGAAGCAAACGACCACAAAUAGCUCCUAAUCGCGGAUUUAUGACCCAAUUGGAGAACUAUGGCAAAUCAUUAGGAGGUUAUCAAAGAAUACCAAAUUAGCAUGCUAAGAUGUAGUAGUCCAUGAAUUUUUAUGCCUACUUGGAUCGAUAUUAUCUACUUUCUUGAGUUGUCAUAUUUAUGGGGCAUUAGUUGGUGUACAACUCUCAAGUAGUUUUCUGUAUAAUUCAUGAAAACUUGUACUUUCAUCUCUCCACAACAUCUGAUGGACUAACACAUUAUCAAUGCGCAUGUAUUACAACAAAUCAGUUGCUCUUUUGUUAUGUAAGGGCAAUAUAGUUAUCUUCCUUUUAAAAAUAACUCACGUGUUUGGAAGAGUUACUCUUUGAGCCAACUCAAGAAGAGACAAAAACCAAGUGCCCUGUACGGGUAUAUGCUUAAUAGACAUUGUUUUCCUUGUUGAUAGACAAAAGCCUGAAAAGUUCAUCAUCUGCCAUCUGAAACAUGAAAAAGUCUGAAAUACUUAUUUGUCAGUAUUCUAUGUAUAAUAUGAAGUUGUACAACAAAUACAAAAACAAUACUUAGUGUACCCACUUUUGAUAAUACCCAAGAAUUUACCCUCUCUCUGACAUACGGGGAGUGGGGACCAAAAGUAGUAGAGCUCGACUCUGAAUUUGUGGGUGUAGAAGUGUUCUAGGAAGUAGACAUAUGUAACUAGCCCAAUGACUUCAGCUAAGAGUUAUCCAAUCUAGAUGGCAUUGCUUAUGGAACACAACUAUGAUCUAGAACCGCUUAAAAGGAAUGAUCAGAAUUUUACAAUUGCCUUUCAACUAUACAUUACC
Molecule: messenger RNA, 1541 nt
Organism: Phoenix dactylifera (date palm)
Lineage: Eukaryota; Viridiplantae; Streptophyta; Magnoliopsida; Arecales; Arecaceae
Product: dual specificity protein phosphatase 1-like
Biological process (GO): negative regulation of MAPK cascade; peptidyl-tyrosine dephosphorylation
Cellular component (GO): cytoplasm
Molecular function (GO): MAP kinase tyrosine/serine/threonine phosphatase activity; MAP kinase tyrosine phosphatase activity; protein tyrosine/threonine phosphatase activity
Source: RefSeq, a predicted model, not a curated record